This is a messenger RNA of Fusarium musae, 8856 nucleotides long. RefSeq lists its product as uncharacterized. Gene Ontology annotation, cellular component: nucleus. The record is from RefSeq and is a predicted model, not a curated record. Gene Ontology annotation, molecular function: ATP binding; ATP-dependent protein folding chaperone; protein binding. NCBI's taxonomy places the organism in Eukaryota, Fungi, Ascomycota, Sordariomycetes, Hypocreales, Nectriaceae. The coding region runs from base 1 to 8856 and encodes 2951 amino acids. Gene Ontology annotation, biological process: protein phosphorylation; telomere maintenance; DNA damage checkpoint signaling. The transcript has 18 exons.
AUGAGCAAUCGCAGAAUCGUUGUAUCCAUAGAUUUUGGAACGACAUACUCAGGUGUCGCUUGGGCUGACACAACUCGGCCUGAUGUUCAACAUGUCUUGACAGAAUGGCCCUCGGCCGGCUCUUCGAAGAGCAGUCCCAAAGUACCAACUGAGCUCCGAAGAGUGGCGAAUGGGUGGCAGUGGGGAUUUCAGAUUCCUGAGUCUGCGAAGAGGAUCAGAAAGCUGGAUGAUCCAGCCCAGAUCACCAAAGAGGGGGAAUCGGCAAAAGACCUGACCAAGGUCUAUCUAUCAUGCCUUCAUGAGCAUUUCGUCAGUCUACUUGAAAAGAGACUAUCGCCGAGUGUGGUAAAAUCGACACCCAUGGACUUUGUCGUCACGGUCCCCGCUAUUUGGUCGCCAAAAGCAAAGCAGUCGACGGAGCAGGCCGCAGCCAUGGCAGGAUUUUGUGGUAAUCAGAGGAUCCAGCUCAUAUCAGAACCGGAAGCAGCCGCUUUGUACACCCUCAAGACCCUUAGCCCCUCUACAUUACAAGUAGGUCGAAAAUUUGUUGUUUGCGAUGCGGGAGGCGGCACCGUUGACUUGAUCUCUUAUCAAGUAACCAAAAUAGGCAGAGUUGAAGUAAAAGAAGUCACAGAGGGUACAGGCGGGAAGUGCGGCUCGUCCAUGCUGAAUAUGCGCUUCCGCCGGCAUCUGAAACAAACUCAUGGAGACAAGUACUGGACUGAUGAGAGACUCGUAAUAGCUUUGAGUGAGUUCGAGUCGUUCAAGAAGACCUUUUCUCCCAAGGGCGAACCUUUGACUCUCAAAGUUGAUCCCAGUCUUGGCCUACGACGGAACCGAUAUACUAUGACACAAGACGAUAUGAAAACCAAAAUCUUUGAGCCCAUCAUGAAGGAUGUUGUGUGUCUUAUCAAGGAACAGAUCAAGAUGGCGGGAGAUGGUGUCGCCGCGGUGAUUAUGGUUGGAGGAUUCGGGCAAAGUCGAUAUUUGAAGUCACGCGUACGUGAUGCAAUAUCCAGCCGAACAGAUGUUCUUCAACCAGAAAGCGGCUGGACGGCGGUGGUAAAAGGUGCCGCGAUGCAUGGGCUCAGUCGAUAUCAACCCGCAGGCACCCGGGUGGAGGUUGCAUCUCGAAUUGCAAGACGAUCGUUCUGGUCGGAAAAGGAGCAAGAAACAGUCGUCUCAGAAAUGUGUUGGUUUAUUCAGAAGGGUGAGUCGUACCCAGAAGGCAAACCGUCACGGAUAGAAUACCAAUGCGAUCUCCCGGUAAUGCUUGGCCAUGUGCCACAAACGGAGAUCGAUAUUUACAGCAACAAUAAUGAUGGGAAAGCUCCCGUCCAUCUCGACGAAACAACGCAGCACAUCGGAACGCUCUCACUUGACCUAAGAAAGAUCCCAGAAGCAGUCAAGAGAACUGCGAAGAUCAGGCGCAUGGGUUGGCAUCGGUACUAUUGUCUGAAAGGGGCCAUUGAAGCCGUGUACGGGUCAGCGGAGAUCACGUACACAGUCAAACUUGGAGGAAUAACACAUGACAUGAUCAGUGAUGCCAAUCUUGAUCAUUCAUCUUUGAAGCAACAAGAUACAGCCGCACCCAACGAUGCUGCAUGCAUCAUGGCGGCCAAUCUGCACUUAAGGGCGGCUGUACCAGAUCAUGGACAACCGGCCGGUAAAGUCGUUGCUGGCCCUCCUCCAUCAACCUUAGCUGCGCAGCUUGUGGAGAAUAUUUCAGCAUCCACGAAAUCUUCCAAAUCAGAUGAGAACAGUGAACUCAAAGGCUUCUUUGCUAUUAUUCAACGUGUCAAAGAUGAUCCGACUCUUCUCAAGACACCAGAGGACCGAGUUGAGCACAAUCAUAUGCUUAUUUACGUUUACUCAAGAGCUGUUCUUGAAGGAAUUCGAUUAGAUGACCCAUUUCUUGACCGAACACAAGUACGGACAGAAGGCCUCAAGGCCAUCAGUUUUCUCAGGUUCUCCAUCAAAGAAACUCCUGCAGUUUUAAAACAUAGAGUGGGUGAGCAAGAGUAUAUGUUCCGUGGGCGGGAGCCAUUAUGGGUUUGGCUGCUUCCUCAGCUGCUCAGACUUCUUGGCCAUUCCCAGUGUCUUGAACUCACAGAAGCAAUAGAAGGCUUCCUCCAGUAUACAAUGCUAAUAAUAGCACAAAACUGGAUCCUGUGGGAUAUGGCGCCAUCGUUCUUAUUCUAUCUGCGUACCAUCACAUCUCAUAUCCUUCAACAGCUUCAAGACCCUCUCCUAAUUCCAUCAGUGGAAGAGAGUUUCAAGACACUUUCUCUUCCUCCUCAAAUUGCUCUCAGCCAAUUCGUUGAGAAGGAGUCGCCCUUCACAAGCCAACUUACAUAUUCUGUUGACCAAAUGUCACAAGCGCUGCACCAACUGAUCAGCUUUUGCAAAGUGGUGGCAUAUCCUCUAACAGCUUCAGAUGAUGCCUUUGAUAACGUUACCUCCUUCUCGGAGAGUGUGGUAUGGUUGAUUGAUGUCCUAGGGGACAUGCGGGUUAUCCAGACCCGGUACGGUAGCAACUUUCCUGCCUCUUCACUUUAUGUUCUCCAACUGGCUCAGGAAAUUGAGCGAGCACUACUGAGAAGAAAAGGCAUCAGCGCUUCUGUUCAUAAGAAGGCCAUCACUCUCAUGGGACAGAUCUUUGGGCCAAAGCUGCUCUCCUCAAACUUACACCCUCUGUGUUUUGAGGAUGCUGCAGUGCAAGAGAUCAUCGAGACCAUGGGGCUGAACUACGAGCCUCCCCACACAGGUUCACAAGACCGUCCCAAACGCCGAAAAAUAGCACAGACAGACUCUAGCCCUAUGGCGGUCCUCAUGAGACGUUUGGGUGAUGUUAUAGGGGUUGUGGAUGUGGGUGAUGAGUUUCUUGAUCUUGAGAAUCAGAUAUUGGGAGCCUUUCCAAAAGCCGACAUAUCCCGUCAAUGUCUCAUGCUUGAUUUGCUAUCGCGGAUAUCUUGCGCGGCGGACGGUGGCAACGAGACAAUGAAUGAUGCAAAAGCAGCAGUGGCAGAAACAGCCUGCUACAUUUGUGAACACAAUGCACCCCCAGUCCGAUCAAACCUUCAUGGAGCAAUCGUGCAUAAAUCCCGAACGGAGGCACUCUUCACCAAACUGAUCCGACUCCCCGCUCUUGCUGAGUCUCGGCGUCCGAGGGUUGCUGCCAUGUUGGCUAUAAGGAGAGUGAUUCUCCACUGUGAAGAUACUGAAUUGCUUAACCUGGAAACAUCUGGGAUAGGCCAGUGGUGUCUUCAGUCCUUAAACAGCUCUGUGCGGGAGCUGAGGGUAGCUGCCGGGCGUGUCUUGGCUACCUUCUCUUUGGCCAGGCCAGAGCCCAUUCUUUCCAGCAUGGUUCUUCCGGCUCGACCAGCAGAAGCCAAUGGUAUUGGGAACCCACGAGUGAAUCAGGCUCAGGCGACCUUCACAGACGGCAAUUUCCGGACAAAUGUAUCAAAUGGAUCAUCUCUUAUGAAAACGCAAGAUUUGAUCUCGCGCAAUAGAAAAAACUCGAUUGCUUUCCUGAAAUCAAUCUCAGAUAAGAACCAGCCUAAUUUGACUGAAACGUUUAUCAUGGCAUGGGGUCAAUUAGGAACAGUGGUCUGGGAACACGAACUCAACUUGGUUCUCAUCAAGCUUUUGGAUUACUUGGGAAGCAACAACAAUAUCGUGUCAGCUUGCGCCUUCAAUGAGCUAUUGAACCUAGCUGAUGCUCGUCGAGUAACCCCACGCAGGCUUUUCGAGCCUUUCUGGCCAAGCCUAGCAUACAUGACCACCAAAGACAUGGUCCAACGCCCUCAAAUGAGCCGGACAAUUGCUGAAUUGCUACAAGUGUCUGUCAACGAGUUACUCCUCCUCAUUCAAACUCACGCACUGCCGUGGCUUGUGCUUGACAAGCAAAAAGACGUUAUCCAAAAGAUUGCGGAGGCACGGCAGGAGUCCGAGGUUUGGCUACCAUUAAUCGACCCUGCGAACCUAGCGGCAACUCUGGCCUUGCUCUUGGUUCAAGAUACAGACGAUAUCGCUAGUUUCGCGAAAUCUCGCCUCGAAGAAUUGUCGACGCAUUUUCAAACCGAGCCCCUCGUCAACCUGCUUCAGGUGGAACCAGUGCUCACUGUCAUAGAGUUACUUAAAGCUGCCGGCGACGCAGAUGAAACAAAAAAGGCACCAGUUCGCAAAGCUUUAGACACCAUGGCGAAAAUGAUGAUCCCAGCAAACAAAGAAACCCGAGCUAAGAAGUCGGAUCACACUGCCCGGUUUAUUCAUUCACAACUUCUUGGCCUUAUGGCAUGUCUCUUCGAUGUUAUCAAUGACCAGAGCCUUCCUGACCCAGAGCGUCGGCGCUACAUUCGGGCUAUGGAGGAAAUGAUCAGGGUGUCGAGGGGCUAUGCAAGCACCGCCAGACCGCAAAUGUCUGCUUGUUUGCUCUCGACACUGGCACAAGAUGCACUUAGAGAAGCAAGUUUCUCAUGUUGGGCAUCGAUGCUCACACACCUUGAGGAGACAGAUGUCGAGGCAUUAUUAGAAACAACAUUUUUCGUCGUCACCCGUUACUGGCCCUUCAUGAACGAGUCAACAGCUCUUCUAGCGCAGCAAAUGCUCAAGUCUCUCGUCGAUGAAUUUGACCAUCUUGUUGCGAAGUACAUCGUCAAGCUCCCUUCGCUGAGGCACAUUCCAGAGUUGAGGGACAUCGAGACAAAGAUGGAUCAGCAUAGACCAGCAACACUCGCGGUUGAAGAGGUUUUGGAAGCUUUCGCUGAGAGAAUUUGCCACGAAAACUCCGGUGUUGCCCUUCAAGCAUUGACAGAACUGAUACCAUACCUUCAGGAAAACCAAGCGGCACUUCAUACAUCUGAUAUGAGUCUACAGUCAGAUAUUGGCGUUGUCGCACUUAUGCGGUCGCUCCUGGAUUGUGCAAGUAAAUACAGCGGCUUCCCAGGAGACAUAGCGCGCCUAUGUACAGAAGCAAUGGGCUUAAUAGGCUGUCUGGACCCCAGUAAGAUCGAAACUGUUAGAGAGCAACGAUCAAUAGUCAUAUUGAACAAUUUUGCGACGAAUGAAGAAACAACGGACUUCGUUCUGUUUCUUCUGGAAGAGGCCCUGGUGCCAGCAUUCUUAUCCACGACUGAUGUUAAGUUCCAGGGAUUCUUGUCUUUUGCUAUGCAGGAACUCAUGGCCAGGUGCGACAUCAAAGCUGCUUGUGCCAUGGAAAACUCAGGGAUGAAAGGUGGAAACGAUAUCUAUCGAAAAUGGGUUGCAAUGCCGGAAACUGUUCGGGAAGUGGUGGCACCCUUUCUAGCCUCCCGGUAUGUCGUUGCUCCAAUGCCACACACCGAGAUCGAGUAUCCGCUCUUUCGUCCUGGCAGGCCCUAUCCGAGUUGGCUCAGGGUUUACGUUCUGGACCUUCUACGUAAGGGGCAGACGCCAUUUGCUGAUUUGAUAUUCGAGCCUCUGGCGCGUGUCAUUCGCGUUAAAGAUCUCUCUAUUGCCGAAUUCAUCCUUCCCUAUAUAGUCCUGCAUACUCUUUUAGGGUCUCGGACUACACAGCAAGAAAGGGACGAUAUUCUCGGAGAACUUCUUGCUAUCUUGCAAUAUCAGCCUGCUGAGACGGCAUCGUAUCAGGAGAAGGAGGAUAUGCGGCGAUACUGUCAUCUUGUAUUUCGCGUUGUAGACUACGCAAUGAGAUGGAUGCAAACUAGGCGAGCAGCCGGUCGCCUCACUGAAACUGACAGGGAGAGGCUAGCUCAAGUGCAGGAAGCUCUCGAUCUGAUCCCAGCCGAACUCAUAGCACAAAGGGCUGUCGAUUGCAAUGAAUACGCACGUGCUCUUUUUCAUUUAGAGCAACAUGCCCAUAAAAUGGAACAGAGGAAGAAAGAACCAGGGGAGCGUACCCGUCUCUUACAAAAACUUCAAGAUAUCUAUGCCAAUGUCGAUGAGCCUGAUGGCCUUGAUGGAAUUUCAGCUCAUUUGCAAGUUCUUGACAUAAACCAACAGAUUCUGAGUCAUCGCAAAGCAGGCAGGUGGACUGCUGUUCAGAACUGGUACGAGAUGCAACUCGCUGAGAACCCUGACAACACGGAUAUCCAGAUCGAGUUGCUUCAUUGCCUGAAGCAGGCUGGUCAGCACGAAGGAUUGUUGAAUCACAUCGAGGGUAUGCACACCGAUGCAUCAACGGACAACAAGAUCAUGCCUUACGCAGUAGAGGCGGCAUGGGUUACAGGAAGGUGGGAGAGCCUUACCAAAUUCGCUCAACGGUUUCGCGGUGACCCUAUUGAAGACUUCAACAUCUCGAUUGCCACCCUUUUCGAAAAGCUGAGGGCCAAAGACAAGCCUAAAGAGCUCAUUAAGAUAAUGAAGGAUAUAAGAGUCAAAAUUUCAUCAUCGAUGAACGCCGCAUCCACCUCAUCGCUACAAGCCUGUCAUGACCUCCUUCUUAAAUCACAUGUUCUUACGGACGUGGAAAUCAUAAUAGGAACAAAAGCGGGUGACGAAGUCGCACGCCAAACAACAGCAGCCCUCCUAGAACGGAGACUCGAAAUUAUAGGUGCUUACAUGAACGAAAAGCAAUAUCUUCUUGGUAUUCGCCGUGCCACCAUGGAGUUGACUAGACCUACAUUCACGGACCUAGACAUUUCUGGGCUAUGGCUCUCGAGUGCACGCCUAGCCCGGAAGUCAAACUCGCUUCACCAGUCUUUCAACGCUAUUCUCCACGCUUCGAAGCUAGGCGAUGAUGCGGCUACUAUUGAGAAUGCCAAGCUUCUUUGGAGAGAAGAUCAGCACCGAAAGGCAAUACAGGUUUUGCAGGGAGCAAUCAAGAGCAACAAGUUCAUGACACAAACAGGGACAGCAAACAGCACAAGUUCAAGCAAGUUGAGUCCACAACAGAAGCUCUUGACGGCUAGGGCGCAGCUGCUGCUUGCCAAAUGGCUUGAUAGCGCCGGGCAGACACAUGCCGGUGCAUUGCGUGAAAAAUAUCAGCAGCCGCCCAAGACCUUCUCGACUUGGGAAAAGGGGCAUUAUUAUCUUGGCCGUCAUUACAAGAAGAUCCUCGAAGCUGAAAAGCCGCUCAAAGCCGAUGACCAGAGCGAUAACUACAUCACCGGCGAAGUCGCUAGACUCGUCAUCGAGAACUAUGUCCGUUCACUUAACUCAGGCACCAAAUAUCUUUACCAGACUCUCCCACGAAUUUUAACUCUCUGGCUUGACCUUGGUGCCCAAGUAGACAAGGCACCAGAAGGCAAAGCAUCGCUUUCUCGCGAGCUUCACCGAAGACGCGUUGAGCAACUCAAUCUUUUGCACUCUUUCCUUGACAAAUACAUCCAUAGGCUGCCGGCGUAUAUCUUUUAUACAGCUUUGCCACAGAUUGUUGCCCGCAUUGCCCACCCAAACUCGAGCGUUUUUGACCGGCUGACACACAUCAUUGCCAAGGUCGUGGAAGCUCAUCCUCGGCAAGCGCUUUGGAGCCUUAUUGGCAUCAUGACUACAAGACAAGUGUCAGAAAGAAAGGCACGAGGCACCCAGAUCCUUCAAACACUCAGGAACAUAUCGAAGAAAGUUGAGGGCUCUACGACCGAUUUCAAACACCUGCUCAGGAUGGGAGAGAAAUUAGCCGAACAGCUGCUUCUUGCAUGCCAAAACGGAGACUUCCGGGGCAACAAGACUGUUCAUGCCAGCCUGGGUAAAGAUCUUCGAUUCAAUCAUAAAUGCACACCAUGUCCGUUGGUCGUGCCUGUCGAGAGCUCUUUGACGGCAACGUUACCGGCUGUGUCAGAGUAUGUUAAAAAGCACAAGGCGUUUUCUAGAGAUGUUGUUACGAUUGACUCCUUUCUGGACGAUGUGCUCGUGCUGAGCUCGCUGGCUAAGCCAAGACGGCUUACGACACGAGGGAGUGAUGGCAAAAGCUACAUGCUUCUGAUCAAGCCCAAAGAUGACUUGCGAACUGACCAGCGUCUUAUGGAAUUCAAUGGAUUGAUCAAUCGGUCGUUGAAACGAGAUGCGGAAUCCAGCCGGAGACAGCUUUACAUUCGAACAUAUGCUGUAACGCCACUCAAUGAAGAGUGCGGAAUCAUCGAAUGGGUUCCAGGAAUCAAAACGAUGCGAGACAUUCUCAUCAACCUUUAUGCUUCCCGAAAGAUUUACCCCGACUACACGGUUCUUAAGCAAUUCAUGGAUGAAGCAUGUUUAUCAGACGGCAAAACCAGGAUAUUUACUGAUGAGGUCCUGGGGAGAUUUCCUCCGGUACUUCAGCUGUGGUUCACGCAACAGUUCCCUAGUCCGUCAACGUGGUUUGCUGCGCGCUUAAAAUAUACACGGUCGUGUGCUGUCAUGUCCAUGGUAGGCACCAUCCUAGGGCUUGGCGAUAGACAUGGCGAGAACGUGAAUUUGGAGGAGGGUAAUGGUGGAGUAUUCCAUGUCGAUUUCAAUUGUCUCUUUGACAAGGGCCUGACAUUUGCCAAACCUGAAAGAGUGCCGUUCCGCCUUACCCACAACAUGGUGGCUGCGAUGGGUAUAUAUGGUUAUGAAGGACCAUUUCGCAAGUCUUGCGAGCUGACUCUGGGCAUUCUUCGUCAGCAAGAGGAGACUCUAAUGACAAUUCUCGAGGCGUUCAUCUACGAUCCAACGCUGGAUCUACAAAAGGAGAAACGGGCACAUCGGCGAGGAGAUGUGGGCGUCAAGCUACAGCCUCAAAGCGUUGUAGACAGUAUCAAGCGCAAAGUCAGGGGUUUGCUUCCAACUGAAAGCAUUCCUUUGGGCGUUGAGGGUCAGGUGGAGGAAUUGAUCAAACAAGCGGUUGAUCCAAGAAAUUUGGCUGCAAUGUAUAUAGGCUGGUGUCCGUUCCUGUAA